Messenger RNA from Cicer arietinum (chickpea), 2408 nucleotides. Lineage: Eukaryota; Viridiplantae; Streptophyta; Magnoliopsida; Fabales; Fabaceae. The record is from RefSeq and is a predicted model, not a curated record.
AUGAAGGUGAAGAAAGAUUUGGUGUCAUGGAAUUCAAUGAUACAAGGGUUUGGCAUACAUGGACAUGGUGAGAAAGCAAUCGAGCUUUUCACUAGGAUGGUACACGAAGGUUUUGAGCUUGAUAGGUGUAUGUUCGUCAGCCUUUUAUGUGCCUGCACCCACGCAGGCCUUGUUAACGAAGGGCGUAAUUACUUUUGUUUGAUGGAGAGAGUAUACGGGGUUGUUCCUCAAAUCGAGGAUUACGGUUGCAUGAUUGAUCUUCUCAGCCGUGGCGGGCAUCUAAAAGAAGCUUUUAGGCUUCUGUGCACAAUGCCCGUGAAACCAAAGGCCAUUAUAUUAGGUACUCUUUUGGGUGCUUGUCGUAUGCAUAAUAAUGUAGAACUUGCAAGAGCUGUAUUUGUGAGAAUGAUGCAAGUUUCAUCUAGUGUUCGUGUCUUCACAUGGUUCUCUCUUCAAAAACACUUAGAGGAUAACCUCACCAAUCUCCACAAAUGCACCAACCUUCACUUUGUUAAACAAAUCCACGCUCAACUCAUCAAAUCCUCUCUUCACCAAGACCUUUACAUUGCUCCAAAACUCAUCGCUGCUUAUUCCCUCAAUUCUCACAUAACUUCUGCUGUUAAUGUCUUUAAUCAAGUUCCUAACCCCAAUGUUCAUCUUUAUAACUAUCUCAUUAGAGCACAUGUGAGAAAUAAUAUUGAUAAUAAUGAUGAUUUCAACACUUCUCUUGCUGUUGAAACUUUUUUAAAGAUGCAGGUUAAUGGUGUUUUUACUGAUAAUUUUACUUACCCUUUUGUUUUGAAGGGUUGUAAUGCUCGUAAAUGGUUGAGUUUGGUGAAAAUGGUGCAUGCCCAUGUUGAAAAAUUGGGUUUUUAUGGUGAUAUUUUUGUGCCCAAUUCUUUAAUUGAUUGUUAUUGUAGGUGUGGGAGUGUUGACAUGGCGAUGAGGUUUUUUUUGGGAAUGGAGGAAAGGGAUGUUGUUAGUUGGAACUCUAUGGUUGGUGGGUUGGUUAAAUGUGGUGAUUUUGAUGGUGCUUUGAAACUGUUUGAUGAAAUGCAUGGGAGAGAUAUGGUUAGUUGGAAUACGGUUUUGGAUGGGUUUGCGAAGGCGGGGGAAAUGGAGAAGGCUUUUGAUGUGUUUGAGAGAAUGGGUGAAAGGGAUAUAAUUUCUUGGUCUACUAUGGUUUGUGGUUAUAGUAAAAAGGGUGAUAUGGAUAUGGCGAGGAUGUUGUUUGAUAGGUGUCCUAUGAAGAAUUUGGUGUUGUGGACAACGAUAAUAUCUGGGUAUGCUGAGAAGGGUCAGGUGAAGGAGGCAAUAGGGUUGUAUGAUGAAAUGGAGGAGGCUGGGUUGAGGCCUGAUGAUGGGUGUUUGAUAAGUAUUUUGGCUGCGUGCGCCGAAUUGGGAAUGCUUGGUUUGGGGAAGAAAAUUCAUGAUUCAGUUUAGAAGUGUAGGUUUAGGUGUCGCACUAAGGUGUUGAAUGCUUUUAUUGAUAUGUAUGCAAAGUGUGGUUGUUUGGAUGCUGCUGUUGGUGUUUUUAGCGGAAUGAAGGUGAAGAAAGAUUUGGUGUCAUGGAAUUCAAUGAUACAUGGGUUUGGCAUACAUGGACAUGGUGAGAAAGCGAUCGAGCUUUUCACUAGGAUGGUACACGAAGGUUUUGAGCCUGAUAGGUGUACGUUCGUCAGCCUUUUAUGUGCCUGCACCCACGCAGGCCUUGUUAACGAAGGGCGUAAUUACUUUUGUUUGAUGGAGAGAGUAUACGGGGUUGUUCCUCAAAUCGAGCAUUACGGUUGCAUGAUUGAUCUUCUCAGCCGUGGCGGGCAUCUAAAAGAAGCUUUUAGGCUUCUGUGCACAAUGCCCGUGAAACCAAAUGCCAUUAUAUUAGGUACUCUUUUGGGUGCUUGUCGUAUGCAUAAUGAUGUAGAACUUGCAAGAGCUGUAUGUGAACACCUGUUUAAAUUGGUGCCAUCAGAUCCUGGGAAUUUCUCGCUUCUGUCGAAUAUUUACGCUCAAGCUGGAGAUUGGAUUAACGUUGCCAAUGUACGGUUGCAGAUGAAGAAUCAAGGAGGUCAAAAGCCUUCUGGGGUUAGUUCCAUAGAGGUAGAAGAAGAAGUACAUGAGUUUACUGUACUUGAUCAGUCACACCCUAAAUCAGGUGAUAUAUAUAAUAUGAUUGAUAGAUUGGUACAAGACCUAAGGCAAGUUGGAUAUGUUCCUGGGGUAUGAUGGAUGAAUAUGAUUCUGUUACAUUACUAUGCACAGCUGAAAUGAUACUUGUAGUUCAAGAAAUGAAUACCAUAAUGUAGUCAUGCAGAAUGCUGGUUUACUAUAUGUAAAGAAAUUGUCAUAUUCAUCGCCGCAUUUCACUGGUUUUGCAAAACAAAUGUUGUGUUCAGGGGCCAUGGUUGAAU